Mesocestoides corti is the source of this 1323-nucleotide messenger RNA. The record is from the annotation of a GenBank genome assembly. NCBI's taxonomy places the organism in Eukaryota, Metazoa, Platyhelminthes, Cestoda, Cyclophyllidea, Mesocestoididae.
AUGAAGAAUCAGCCAGGUGAGUUUGCCGCAACACCUCUUGCUCCCAAUGAACAGCGCGAUCUUUUUGAAAAAGCUGCUAUCUUGAGAAAAACAUCAGUUGGCCAGCCAUCGCAACGCUUAAUAGGUAUUGCCUCAAUUGACCCAGUAUGCGGGCUUAAAGAACUGGCCAAGCCAAGGUCAAUUUCUCAAAGCCUCUUUCCUCCGUUGUCCAGACCAGUACAACAUGCCCCAUGGACAUGUGUCGGAACCAUAGCAGAUUUCCUCGUGGCUGGUCUUUCAUCCCUACAAAGACCUGUUAUGUCUCCUCAGAUGGCCAUGUCUUGGGGCUACUUCGAUCUUGAACUCAACACAUGGGAUUUUCCUGCGCUCAAUGCUACUGGCUACUCGUUGUCGCAUCUGCUACCAGAGGUGGUGCCUUGCGGUACGGUUGUUGGAAAACUGUCCUUUGACUGGGAAGGCAUUCCUGCCGGCGCCGACGUCUUUGUAGCCCUUGGAGACCUCCAAUGUUCUGUCUACCCCUUUCUUGAACGCCACGGCAAAAAUACAGACGUCGAAGGAGGCGUAGCAGCUUGCAACCUCAGCACAUCGGCCCAGAUCGCAUUCAAAAUUCCCUCUUCCCUGGCUUCCAAUCCUUCGCCAACACCUUCGCCUUUCCACACCCUCAGUGAAAACAGCGAAAGUGUUUUUGAGCGCCUACUGAAGAGCAAACGAAUCGCCGUGUGGCCAUUUUUCAAACCGGACGAUCGAAUCGUCGUGGCGGCGAGUCUCAACGGCGGCAAUGUGGUUGAGAGGUUUGUCAAAAUGCUGCGUGUCUGGUGCCACCAACUGGGCUGCCCCGCCAUCGAGUCUACACAGAUAUAUUCCAAGUUAACCCAAGCCGCUUGUGGUCAACACGAAGGCAACGCGCUUCCCUUGUCGCCGACUAACACCGCCUCCGGAAUUAGAGUGGACCCGCGGCUCUUUGGCGAGCGCUACUGCGAAGUGGCCGAAGGUGGCGAGAAUGGAAUCGGCGCCAGCGUGACCAACAUCCACCCCAGAGACAUCUUUAAUCUACCUGGUGUCUACGCUGCUAUUUGUCGCGGUGUUGUACAUAACCUCGUUAGCAUGGCUCCACCGGAGUUGCUCGAAUGGGCUAACGUGAAGCGGAUAUUUUGCGUUGGAGGUGCGCUGAAGAGGAAUCCGCUGAUGUUGCAGCAACUGAAGGAUGAAUACGCUCCAACGGGUAUAGCAUGCCUCUCCAACGAGGAAGCCAUUGAGGCCUGCAUUGGAGCCGCUCUUUUCACUGCCCUUAGUCAUCCACCCACCCAGUUGAAACCACGAUGA